CAAUAGUUGGCGCCUGCGCGCUAAGCAACCCGCUAGGUUUGAAUUGGCAGCAGCGUUAACACGGACGGAGUCAAGCUCGGUGUGCUGGAAAUGGGCUUUCGGGGACAGCAGAGGGAACAGGGCGCGCUACUGCUGUAAAAAAAUAUUGAGCCCCCCCUAAAGCCCACCGCAGAUAUUGGAACAGUUAACAGAUGAAGUCCCAAUAUGGAGGAGAGGCCACCACAGAAAAGCCAACAAGACGAGAGCAUGAGGAAACAAGAUGUCUCUAUCCAACAAAUGGAAGAUGCACUUCUUUUCUUAAAAAAUGUUAAGAGCAAAGUCCCUCUAAAGGGAAACCACACCUUGAUCAGUCAUAUCUCUGCGGUAGAGAACCUUGGGCUUAAACAUGGGAUUCCUCCAGAUGGCAUCAAUAUCUUGCUUAACCUGGCACUGAGUGGCUAUCUUGUGGAUUCUUUAAAUGUGCGACUCAUGAAAUGUCUGAUUCCUGCAAGUGAAGUAACUCGAAGCAGUAUUUUACAGGCUGUGUCCCUGUUCUGUGUUGUGAAAUGUUCAACCAACACUCAGAUCCUGUUCCUGAGAUGGCUGAUCACUGUGUUUGAUUUUAUAACCUGCAAGGAUAUCCUCUCCUCCUUCUACAACUUUUUCUUCUGCUUUCUGAAUUAUGACAAUUUGUGUCCCUACCUCUGCCAUCUGCUGUACCUGCUUACUAAGAAGGAUCAUGUGAGACCUUUCCGAGUCCGUAAACUUUUGGAAUUGCAAAAUAAAAAGGGAUUGCAGCCUCAUCUCCUUGGCCUUCUUUCUGUAUAUAAGAUCUUCUGCCCUGAGCUGGUCACGCUCACUUUGCCCAGUAGGUUUAAGAGUUAUUUCAAAAGUUCCCAUUUCCUGUGGCGGAUGGAGCUGAAAGAGGUCUCUAAAAGAAAUGCUGGAGACCCUGCUGCUGACAGUAGGCUAAUUUUUGGCGACAAAGAACAAGUCCUAUCCUAUUCCCGCAAAAGGAAAUGGAACAGUAAUCCAAUGCCACCUGUGCAUGGCAUUAUUUGGGGCAAAGCUCCUGUCCUUGCUGAUAACCCGGUUUCCAGUGAGCAAAUGUUUCCUAUAGAGAGACUACAGACAUUCCCACAGCUGCUGGACAACAUCCACAGACUUGAGCUUCCCGCUCAGAUGGGCUCUGUUUUAAAAAGUCCUCUGUUACUGCAUUAUGUCAACUGCUUCAAAGAUGAUACACCAUUCCUGCGGCUAAACUACUGGCUGGCUUUUACAUUACAUGAAGAAUGUGCUUGGUACAAAGGGAACAAGCACAGCAAAGAGGAAGUAGAGGCCUUUCUGGAGACUGUGGCAAACACACAGCAGUUUUUGCAGGAAGGGCUUUAUAGCACAGAAGGAUUCCUAUACAAGAGUCUCCCGCACUGGAAUGGUUGUCACCGAUCCCAAAUCCUAGAUCUCAUCAGCUGGAUUCCACUCGGCCCUUCUUCAGAGAUGGAGGAGCUGUUGUACAAGCCAAUAGCCCAGAUCUUUAUUUCCUCUUCGGUAUAUUUCAAAUGCAGCAUUCUCGAAAGCCUGAAGGCACUACUGCAAAACUGGCUGAUCUGGCACUCUUUCUCCGUAGAGCGAAUGCAAACACAAAGCAUAAACAUGAACAGCACAAUGUCUGGCCUCUUGACCUCUGUGAAAGAUCUUAUUCAUUUUAUUGGACACCUGUCCACAUUGGGUCUGCAGAUUCACAACAGCUCUUUGCUUCUCCACUUUGUCCUGGACAUCUAUGAGCUGGUUUCUGAUAUGUAUGUCAGAUUCUCCUUGCCCCUGGUAGUUCUUCCCCCUCCUGGAGUAUUCUACCCUGCAUUGUUAAGCACCGAUUGUGUUAACCUAAACCAGCUGUGCUACAUAAUGUACAGGUACAGAACCAACUUGGUGACGGCAAAAACAAAUGAGAGACAGAUAAAGGCACAGAUGCAUCUGAACAUUCACAGCCACACCUUUCAGGAGUUCAACAAAUACCUGACUGCCAUGGUGGGCUGUCUUUGGACUUCACACGCAUUUCACCAAGACACUCACCCACAGGGAAUUCAGCUGGAAACACACCUGCUUGAAAGUUCUGGGGUUUUGACAUACAAAAAAGCCUUCAAUAUAGUCUACCAUCCAGCACUGAUUGGAUAUUGUGUGCAUUUCUAUCAUCAGAUAUUCUCAGAAGACAAGCAGUUUCGGCUCCAGUUGAUAAAGGGCCGGCUAUGGAAUAAGUAUCUAGAGUUUCUCUACAGUCAAGGACUAAAUGGUCUUAAACACUUUAUUGAGAGUAGUGUGAACCGCCUGGCUAGCAAUUCUCAGCAGCAAGAACCUUGUGACCUGCUCUCGUCAAAGUCUUGAGUUUUGCUUCGCACUGUCUGUGGUAUCCCAGCGGCCUGAAUUCAGUAACUGACUGACCCAAAUAUCCUAAUGACAAGAUGUGGUCCCUUACCUGAUCUAACCACUGUCUCUAAACAAGCCUGGUGUUGGCUUUUGAAAGUACCCCUUCUUAUUCAGCCAACGCAACUCCAAGAGAUGGGCUCAUAAGGACUAAUCAUGCGCACACUAUUCGUUCUGCACAAUCUUAGUAUUCUCUAUGUAUUCCGCUAACACCUGUAUUUGAGGAUCUUACAACACAUUCUGAAGUAUAAGCUCUUCCCGUUUGAUUUUCAUGGGAUAGCUUGCUCUGAAAAAUGUGAAGGCCUCCAGGUUCAAUAUUUGACUAUUGCUUAUUGAUGAAUUCACAUGUAAAACAUUUGCUUUUUUUGUAUAUAAACUGUAUAAUGCUGUAUAUAAGUGUACAGAAAUAAAUGCCUUUUGCCUUAAA
Molecule: messenger RNA, 2827 nt
Organism: Xenopus laevis (African clawed frog)
Lineage: Eukaryota; Metazoa; Chordata; Amphibia; Anura; Pipidae
Gene: cenpi.L
Product: centromere protein I L homeolog
Exons: 21
Coding region: 205-2361 (718 amino acids)
Source: RefSeq, a predicted model, not a curated record